AUGGCAUUACGAACUCCGAUGAAAAAAUCACAAUUCGGCUCGAGAGAUUUACUCGCCAAUGGUGGUGGUUGUCCAGUUGAAGUUUUCUGUCGUUUGCGGCCACCUAAAGAAAGCACGAAUGAUCAAGAAACCGAGAAUUCGACAUCGUCAGUCAAAGUCUCAAGCUCAACCGAACUUACUCUUUUCUCAUCAGAGAAUACAAAAAAUGGGCAAAUUCGAGAAUCUCAUUAUGAAUUUUCUCACAUUCUUACGGACGAUGUGACACAGUCAGCUGCUUUUAAGGAAUUAGCCAUACCACUCCUCGAUGAUCUUAUUCAGGGCAAAAACAGCGUUUUAUUUACAUACGGAAUUACUGGCUCGGGUAAAACAUAUACAAUGAUGGGACCAAACAACAAUCCAGGUUUAAUUCCACGUUCGUUUGAUGUUAUUUUCAAUUCAGUCGGCCCAUAUCUGGGAAAAAAAUAUUUACUUCGUUCUGAUCGUCAGAAUAGUUAUGAAAUUCAAAGUGAAGCAGAUAUUCUAAUCGAACGUCAACGAAAAGAAAUUCAAAUGGGAAAAAAUAAUCAACGGGCUAAAAUACCAGAGACAACGACAGCUGCGCGUACAUUAGACAUGACAUCAUUGUGGAAUCCACAAUUGAAUGAAGACUGUUCGUAUUUCGUGUUUGUAACGUUCGUAGAGAUUUACAAUAAUUAUAUCUAUGAUUUAUUCGACGAUGACAUUCUCAAUAAAGCACCACAAUCGAAACAAUUACGCGAUGAUAAUCGCGGUCGACCUUAUAUUCGAGACGUUAAAGAAAUCGAAGUGCGUUCAAGUGAUGAAGCGAUUGAAUUAUUAAAUAUGGGUUUAAAACGUCGUCGUAUUGCACAUACACAAUUGAACACGGAAUCAAGUCGAUCACAUAGUGUACUUUCGAUGCGUCUCGUUCAAUAUCAUAAUGAUAUUCCAGUAACAUCACUGACAAAGGAUGAUCUGAUGAUUAGCACGAUUCAUCUGGUUGAUUUAGCUGGAAGCGAGCGUGUCAAUCGAGCGAAAACUGUUGGCGAACGAGUGAAAGAAGCGAGUAACAUCAAUUCAUCUUUAAUGGUACUCCGACAAUGUUUUGAGAUUUUACGUGAGAAUCAAUCACAAGGUGCCGUCAAGAUGGUACCAUAUCGUGAAUCUAAAUUAACGUCAUUCUUCAAAAGUUACUUCGAUGGCGAAGGCCGAAUCAGAAUGAUCCUAUGCGUUAAUCCAGCCGCAGAUGGUUAUGAAGAAAUUCAACAUGCGUUGAAAUUUGGUGAAUUGACAAAGGAUGUUUUAGUGCCACGUGCUUUACCUCCUCCACCGCCAGUGCCACCGAAAGUCACUCGUGCAAAUGCUCCCUUACGUGAAAUUGAAAAUCAACCACAAGGAUCUGCACCAGUUCUCUUUGCUGAAUUCAAUGCACAAGCUUUGAUUGCGCCAUUCCCAUCACUUGAAUAUUCUCUGCUCGAUGGUGAUGAAGAAGCAAUUUUAGCGCUUGAAGAACAUCUCCGACGUCGUAUCGAUGAACGACAUCGACUCACCAUGUUAAUUCACGAACAACAAGAUUAUUUACGUAAAUUUACAUUCGAAUUAGCAUCUGACUAUGAUUUGACUAUAUCUGAUCAUGAUGAAAUGACGAAAGAAAAUGAUCAACAAAGUAAAACCAUUCGUCAUUUACAAACUCGUAUCAAACUGUUGGAAAAAGCUCAACACGACUUUUACAAAACAACAAAUCAAAUUGAGCGUGAAAACAAAACAUUGAAGUCCCAAAUUGAAGACAAAAAUAACGAUUUGAAAACAUUGAAAGCCGAACGACGUAAAGAUAAAAUCGAUUUUGAAAAUAAACUAAAGAUUAAAAUCAACGAACUCGAACAACAAUAUGUGAACGAGCUGAAAAACAAAGAAACACGAAUGCGUGAACUCGAACGACAGCAUGAUGAUAAAUUGAAUAUUAUUCGAUCGAUGGCUGCAAGUAACACCAAUACUCCAAUAAAAGAAAAUGGUCAUCUAAACUCCAUGUCCGUUCGUAAACGAAGUCAAAGUGAAGAACGUGUUCUUCAAGAAAUACCGAUUCAGUCGCCCUCGUCUCGCCAGGGUCCAGCUGUACCACCCAAACGAUUUCGCAUGUAG
Adineta ricciae is the source of this 2136-nucleotide messenger RNA. The record is from the annotation of a GenBank genome assembly. NCBI's taxonomy places the organism in Eukaryota, Metazoa, Rotifera, Eurotatoria, Adinetida, Adinetidae.